AUGGAGUCAACAGUGUGUGAAGUGUUUCAAGACACGUACACGAAAUGGAAACCCCAAUUUAUUGAAUUGGACGUUGCUGAUCAGAUGCUUCGGAUCUAUCAAGACGAGCGCCGUCUUAAAAUGACGCUGCAGUUAUCUCUAACGCAGUCGAUCUUUGUGAAGUUGUUGAACAACAGAACAGUAGAAGACAAAAAGAUCAGUUUUGGGAUCAUCUUGAUAGACAAGAAGAAUCAUUCCUUUGUCAGAAUAGCAUUUCCAACGUCUACGAGUCAUAGAAGAUUAUAUAUCCCAAUCGCUAAGGUUUGCGACUGUUACGGCUGCUUCGGAGUCCCUCUCGAGAUAGCUGUAGCGUACGGGAAAUGGAAGAUCCCUCUCCCGAUGUAUCGAGCUAUUCAGUACUUACUCAUGUCCGAUAAUAUCGAGACCGAUGGACUCUUUAGAAUCUCAGCAGCAGGAAGUCUACUGAUCCAAGCACGAAACUCAAUGGAAAAAGGAAAGGAUAUUGAACCUUCUGAAUUCUCCGACGCUAAUGUCGCGGCGGGAAUCAUUAAAUUAUAUUUGAGAUCUUUGCCGGAUUCUUUAAUCCCGUCACGCAUGACGGAUAAAUUCAUUGAAAUUGUGAAAAUGGACGAAAAGUUCCAACUCGAACAAUUUAAAUCAUUUGUGACAGAAAUACCGGAACCAAAUGGAUUUAUAUUCAAAUAUUUAAUGUUUUUCUUAACUAAAGUCGUGGAAAAAUCUGACAUCAAUAAAAUGGUCGCGGGAAAUAUCGCAAUCGUUUUUGCACCAAAUCUUUUAUUUUAUGAAGAUAAUGAAGAUGGAUUAAUGCUCUCAAAAAAUGUUAACGAUCUCAUUGCUCGGUGUGUGGAAAAUUAUUCAGAGGUCUUUGGAACUGUUGAGGAAUUUCCAGGGAAAUUUCCACCAUUUGAUAGAGAAAUGAUCAUGGUCGAUCAUGAGGAAUUCAUUCUCAAAAGAAAAGUCAUCACUCGAAAGUCCGUGUUGCCUGAUUUUGC
This is a messenger RNA of Entamoeba invadens IP1, 1013 nucleotides long. RefSeq names its product rhogap domain containing protein. The record is from RefSeq and is a predicted model, not a curated record. Lineage: Eukaryota; Evosea; Mastigamoebida; Endamoebidae. Gene Ontology annotation, biological process: small GTPase-mediated signal transduction. The annotation marks the transcript as partial. Gene Ontology annotation, cellular component: cytoplasm. Gene Ontology annotation, molecular function: GTPase activator activity. The transcript has 2 exons.